Messenger RNA from Oenanthe melanoleuca, 4426 nucleotides. It is a transcript of the gene FUT7, whose product is annotated as fucosyltransferase 7. Gene Ontology annotation, cellular component: membrane. The transcript is spliced from 2 exons. The coding region runs from base 466 to 1509 and encodes 347 amino acids. Gene Ontology annotation, molecular function: alpha-(1->3)-fucosyltransferase activity. NCBI's taxonomy places the organism in Eukaryota, Metazoa, Chordata, Aves, Passeriformes, Muscicapidae. The record is from RefSeq and is a predicted model, not a curated record.
CACUCGGUGGCACUUCGUGGCUGUUAGUUGAUGGUUUCAGGAUGAGUCACUGGGAGUUGGUAUCCUGUUUGCUACCAAGCUGCGGGUGGCAGAUGGGUGGCACCUUGUCAAGGCUGACGGCACCUACCAGCCACAGGGCACCCACUUUGUCCUGGGCCAUGCACCCACCAUGGAGGCCCAUUUGGCCAGAAGGUACCCACCCAACCAUGGGGCACCUACCCAGUCACAGGGUACCCAUCCGCCAGCACAGUGCAAGGGAAGUGCUGGGAGUGGGGUGUGCCAGCUGACAUGUGGGGCAGGAAGGACCUGCUGUGGGGCUGGGACAACGCAAAACUUAAAAAAGAGGAAGCCCUCAAGUGCCCCAGCCCAGUGCAGCAGCACCCAGGCAGACACAUCUGGCACCUCGCACACCUCCAUCACAGUGUCAGCUGUGUCACCCAAUGAGGUGACAGCCAACCCACCAGCAUGCCCUGGGUAUUGCUGCUGCGAUGGUCACUGUGGGGCCGGCCUGGCAUGAAGGCCUUGGUCACUGCCGGUGUGUUUGUAACCAUCCUCUGGAACCUGAGGUCAUUCCUCAACCCCUCCAAGGGUCCUGGAGAAGACGCUAAACACAGGGAGCCAUUGAUGAUCCUGGUGUGGGAAUGGCCCUCCAAGCAGGUUCCCAACAUCAGCAGAGACGUGUGCCAUGAGCUGUACAGCAUCACAGGCUGCCAGCUCACCACAGAGCGGCAGCUCCUGCACCAGGCCCAUGUGGUGGUGUUCCCCCACUCCAGACUCCAGGCUGGCCGGGACAAACUGCCCAAGGAGAGGCUGCCGGGGCAGAACUGGGUGUGGGUCUCCCUGGAGUCCCCCUCCAACACUAGAGCUCUAGCAGCAUGGAACCAGACCUUCAACUGGGUGAUGACCUACAGACAGGAUUCGGACAUCUUCAUCCCCUACGGCAAGCUUGUGCCCAACCAGUCAGCCACCGUGAACAUCCCUGCAAAGACCAACUUGGUGUCCUGGGUUAUCAGCAACUACCACAGGACUCAGAAAAGAGCUGAAGUCUACAAAAACCUCUCCAGGUACCUCCAUGUGAAUAUAUAUGGGAAAGCAAACAACAAGCCCCUCUGCAAGGACUGCCUCUUGCCAACAAUAUCCAGGUCUAAGUUCUACCUGGCCUUUGAGAACUCCAUCCACCGGGACUACAUCACAGAGAAACUCUGGAGGAACUCCCUGCUGGCUGGCACUGUGCCUGUGGUGCUGGGGCCACCCAGGGCCAACUAUGAGCAGUUUGUUCCUGCAGACUCCUUCAUCCAUGUCAACGACUUUGACUCCCUGGAGGAGCUGGCCACCUUCCUGAAGACCAUGAACUCCAGCCGCUACCGGCAGUUCUUUGACUGGCAAAAGAGGUUCAGUGUGAAGCUCUACACUGACUGGAGGGAGCGGAUCUGUGCCAUCUGCACAGCCUACCCCCUCCUGCCCCAUGGCCACCUCUAUCCUGACCUGCAGAGCUGGUUCAACUCCUAGUGCAUGCUGGGACCCUUGGGAUGGAUGCAGGCAGGGGUGGGAGGUGUGUGACGCACCCACCUGCACACAGGAUGUGGAGCAAGUACAGGAGCCCCCACUCUCCUCCCAACCCAGUUUUUGCCACGCUGCGCCUUCAAGCAACUCCCCCUAACUUCAUUUCUUGUGAAACAGGACUUAUGACCCCAACCCAACACUGAACACCUUGCCAGGUGCUGGCAGGAUCAGAGGGUGCUUUGGAAGUAAGUGCCACAGUGCUGCUGAGGCUGUGCAUGUGGUGUGAGCAGGCCAGGGGUGUGGUGGGUGGCUCAGGGCUCCCCAGCCUUCCCCUGUGAUUGUCAAUGUCCCCCCAGCACCUUCUGCUGAGUGCCAAAGUCCUGGCAGCAGAGGCCCUGUGAUGACAUUUGUAGCUGGACUGGAGGAGUGGAGGUCAGCCCAGGGUGAGGGUUCCAUUAACCCAUGGCCAGGGAGGAAGGACAGAAUCUGCUCCCCCUCUUCCUGGCAGCACCCAUUUCCUGUCCCCCACCCCUGAGCCAUGGGUGUCACUGUGCCAGUGAGGAGCCACAGGACAGCAGAUACUCUCAGAGCAAUCUCAGUGCUGCCAGGCAGGCAAAGGGAUACUGUGGUUUGUCACUCUCUUCCUGCUGUGACAGGAAGCCAGUGAGCUUACAGCCUCUGGAGGCUUGCAAAACUCCGAAGCAAAGCCAGUCCCGUGAGCAACUUGGACAUGCCCAACAUUGCACUGGGGAAACCCUGCACCAUGGUCACCCUGUACUGUACACAGAGGGCACCCUGCACCACAGGCAUUCCAAGAGGAAGUACACAUCUGGGAUCAUUAGGGUUGAGUGACAGGCCCAGGAGUAAGACAUGACUGCUCCAUCUGUGCCUUGCUCUUUUGCCCCUCUACUCAGUACCAUCAACUCCCUUGAUAUAAACAACUCUUUUUGUCACAAGUUCCCUUUCUAGUUUUCUUCUCUGUGGCCCUGAAGAAACUAAACCCCACCCACCUCUGCCACCCUGCGAGCUGCCGGGUGCCCAGCAGGACUGAGAGCUGGCAGAGUGGACAUCCCUCCCCAGCACUGCCCUGGUGAGGUGGCAGCAGGACAGGCACACUGUGCUCUUCUGACUCCUGUGGCUUCCGCUUUGCUGUUUUCUGGGUCAGCGGAAGAACAGGAGGGGCCUGUGGGUACCCACAGAUGUUGGGUACUCACGGGCAAAGAGUGCCAGGGUAGCAGGAUGUGGGACCCCAUGGUGGGCUGCAGGUCUUGCACGACUGCAUGCAGAAAACCAGAUAGUGGAAAAAUCAGAGAGAAGCAAACCUUUGGGAGAUGACAUUUGAGAUUUCUGCUCACCCUGCCAGCCUCCUGCACCCCUCAAGCCCCAGGCACAACUGGGCAGCAGCAACAGGGACAGUUUCCAGUGGAUGCCACACAUGGCUGUGCCCCUACCCUGUGGGCAGACAAGUAGGAGGCUCUGAGGGGCAAGCAGAGAUGCAGAUGGGCGCUGCCCCACAGGGCUGAAAUCUAGCCCAGCCUAGCCCUUUACAGGGUUCCAAGGUGUCCUGUGAGCAGUUGCCUUGGUUGUCCCAAUUCCAGGCAGCCUAGAGAGCAAAGCCUGAGCUACCAGCCAUCAAGCUGAAAACAGGGCUUUCCAGAAGCUUCCUGUGGGCUUGGCUGGGGAUGUCAUUUUGCCCAAGGGAAGAGCCCUCAAGAGAAUGGACUGGGGGCAAACCAACUGAGCUCAAGAGAAUGGACUGGAGGCAAACCAACUGAGAGAGUGUAGUGGGAAAAAGUGAAGGAUCAUCCCGCAGAGAACCCUGCUCCCGCCAGCUCAGCUUCCAGUGUCCAAUGGACCUGCAUGGCUGGGUUGUAAUCACCCCACCGGAGACUGCCUCAGCUGGAUCACACAUACGGGAACAUCCAUCCCUCCCCUGUCAGCACCAUACUACAAUGAGGACAGCCCCAGCUUUCCAGACCUCUUCACUGCUCACCCUGCUACAUCCUCCUUAUUCCUUCUGUCCCUGGCAGCUGCUGGAGCAGCCUACAAGUAAGCUCACACUGCUUCCAGCCUUUCCAGAAGCAAACCAGCAACUCAAAAUGGGUGGAAGAUGAUCCCCUCCUUUCACUUUUGGACGCCCUCUGCUUCAGGGGGCAACAGCCCUGACAAGUUGGUACCACUCCAGGGCCAAGCUACCACCAGUCAUGGAGCGAGGCCAAGCUGCAGGCAGCCAAGAGCUGAGUGUAGCUGACAUGAUGGGGACAUGUCCACCUUCUUGGGGUGCCUUGCUCCAGCCCUGCAGUGCCCCUGUAUACAGCCAAACCUCAACGGCUGGGCUGCAGGAGCAGGGAUGCAAGGAAGGCAAGGAAAGGGUUAACUCAUUCUUGCCUCAAAGAAGUCUGAGAUUUAUUUCACUGCCAGAGGGAAUAUGAUUAAGAACAAAAAAUUUUAAAAUCAUCAUUAACUACAGCAGGCUGGAAGGCAUGGGGUGCUAGCAGCAUGGAAAGGGUAGUACAGGUCCCCUGGGCUGGGCCCUCCAGGGAAAGGUGGUCUCUGGGCUGGGGUGAUGACAGUGGCUGGAGAGUGGGGGGGGGCCUGGGGAAGAUGCUGGGCACAAAGCACUGGGGAGGACCCCCCAACUCAAACAAGCCUUAUCAGCUGCCCCACAGAGGGGUGAAGCUCUCUUGUGCCACAGGGUGAGGGGUGGUGGGAGGGCUCACCUUCUCCCCUUGCCCCAGCCCUUGGCUCAUCCUGGCCACCCAGGAGGGUGGCAGAGCCACCAGGGCCAUUGGCCCUUGCAUGGCACCCCAGCUCCGCUCUACGUGACAGGGUGGAAGGAGACACCUGGGAAACUAGAUCACUACAAAAAUUUUUGCUUUUUAAAAACUACAACCAAAAACCUGAAAAGAAGAAAAAAAAAACA